Messenger RNA from Trichomycterus rosablanca, 673 nucleotides. RefSeq names its product ephrin-A2-like. The record is from RefSeq and is a predicted model, not a curated record. Gene Ontology annotation, biological process: osteoclast differentiation; ephrin receptor signaling pathway; axon guidance. NCBI's taxonomy places the organism in Eukaryota, Metazoa, Chordata, Actinopteri, Siluriformes, Trichomycteridae. Gene Ontology annotation, cellular component: plasma membrane. The coding region runs from base 41 to 631 and encodes 196 amino acids. Gene Ontology annotation, molecular function: ephrin receptor binding. The transcript has 5 exons.
CUAUAAAAGUGUUUAGAAGCAGUGAAAUCUACCAAAAGAGAUGGAGUUGGCACUUUUGAUGCUCGCCGUCCUGGUUUGGGUCACAGUUUGGGCGGACGACAGCAAGAUCAUUUCGGACAGAUAUGCUGUGUACUGGAACAGCACGAAUCCAAGGUUCGUUCAUGGCGAGUACACGGUGGAGGUAGCCAUCAACGACUACCUGGACAUCUACUGUCCGCACUACGAGACUCCGCUCCCACCAGAGCACAUGGAGCGCUACAUCCUCUACAUGGUUAGCUACGAUAGCUACAUCACCUGCAACCACCUCAUCAGAGGCUUCAAGCGCUGGGAGUGCAAUCGGCCCCUGAGUCCCAGCGGGCCGCUCAAGUUCUCUGAGAAGUUUCAGCUCUUCACGCCCUUCUCUCUGGGCUUCGAGUUCCGUCCGGGACACGAGUACUACUACAUCUCAUCCCCACAUCCAAACCUUGCUGGGAAGCCUUGCUUGAAGCUCAGAGUGUAUGUCAAGCCCACAAACGACUCUGUGUACGAGUCCCCGGAGCCCUUUCUGACAGACGACACUAACGACGGUCACUCUCUUUCCCCGUGUCUCUCUCCAUUACUGCUCGUGCUCCUCGUCCUGAUCGGCUGCUAGCACUGCAGCUACACACCUGAUCCAGCAUCCACAACUCGACCU